Molecule: messenger RNA, 725 nt
Organism: Penaeus monodon (black tiger shrimp)
Lineage: Eukaryota; Metazoa; Arthropoda; Malacostraca; Decapoda; Penaeidae
Exons: 2
Coding region: 32-589 (185 amino acids)
Source: RefSeq, a predicted model, not a curated record
ACGUCCUCAGUGAGCCAAAAGAGGUCCAACCAUGAAGCUUGUGGCAAUCACACUGGUGUGUUUGGCAGCGGUCGUGGUAACACACGCCGAUCCCGAACCACACAGAUACCACCCAUACUCAUACCACCACUACCCCAGCUACCACUAUUAUCGUCACAAUCAUCAUGUUAAGCCUUUGGAGAGCGAUGGAGUGGCCACACAUCCAGGUAGCGGCACCUCCUUCGUGGCUCCUCCUCAAGUUCACGGCCUCACCAAACGCUCAGCUGACCCUAUGCCGGAAUCUAACCCCGAACCAGCAGCUGCCCCUGAUUCCGCCAGUAGCUAUAGUUACCAGGUAGUCCACCAUGGCCACCCCCACUAUGGAUACAACCAUGGAUAUCGCUACCCUUACAAUAGCUAUCGCUACAACCACUACUAUGGUUAUCCUCAGAGAUACCACAGUCAUCACAAGAGAUCAGUCGAAUCUGAACCCGAACCUGAACUUCAUUACACCUAUCACGGACGCCCUCACUAUUACAACAGAUAUUAUCACGGUUACCCCCACUACUAUCCUUACUAUGCCGGUUACCGCUACCGCUACCGGGGAUAAGGGAGAGGUCAGGCAUGGAUUGCAGAAGGCCUAGUGGUGAUGGUCCUUUACCAGAUGUGUCUGAUAGUCUGGUUUGCUCACGCCGUUUUUUAGGCACAACCAGUACGGCUAUCACUGUUAAACAGGAAAUUGAUUA